Aspergillus luchuensis is the source of this 462-nucleotide messenger RNA. RefSeq lists its product as uncharacterized. NCBI's taxonomy places the organism in Eukaryota, Fungi, Ascomycota, Eurotiomycetes, Eurotiales, Aspergillaceae. The transcript has a single exon. The coding region runs from base 1 to 462 and encodes 153 amino acids. The record is from RefSeq and is a predicted model, not a curated record.
AUGGUACACUCCUGCACCACUCGUUCUAUCCUCGAGGAUGAGUUGAAAGUUGGGGCCUGCGCCCCUUCUAGUAUGGGAGGGUUGAACAUAAAAUUAAUCCAGGCCAAAGGACUGCAGCUUUCACGUGGAUCGGUUGUCGUCACUGCAUCCUGUGGCUUUGAUGAUUCCACCAAUGCCAGAGAGGCCCGUUGGGGCAAUGUAUUCUCUCUGGAAGCGCAUGCCUUGCUGGGAUACCGCUAUGCCUCGAUCUCUCAGAGUGCACGCAACUCAAUCCCCGGACUCGACUACACAUCAGGCUCAAUAACAUCAUUUGCUCAUGCGCGGAGAUUUCUCUGCAUGUUCUCCACAUUCUGUUGUUCCUGUUGGUCUGUUGGAGGUCUAGACUCCGCUCUGAGAAUUGCCCUAAUGGGACAUUCUCCGCACCGUCUGUUUGUCCAGCUUUCUUGGGUAUGCAGCUUGUAG